GCCCGUCCGCUAUUAAGUGUGCUGGACCACAGUCGCAUCUUGGCGCUCUCGCUGGAAGUAUCGCGUCGAUUCUUCUUCGUGGUCUCGAAAGUCACACUCGACCAGCGCGAUAUCAACCCCGAUCCUGCGUCUCGGUGGGCAUGGGGUUUUAACAGUGCGAAACCGCGGUGACGAUCUCAUUCCGAACAGGCGUGGAGUUAUUUAGGCCGAAGGGAGUUUAGACGUUAACUUCAAAGCAUGCCCCUUUGUGGGCUCAGAAGACCCCAGAUGAGGGUGGUAGGGUAUAUUCUGGCCUUAUGGUUCUUAUCAGGACAAGCAGUGGCCAGUAGGCAUAACCGAGGACAUAGAGGGAGUAACCAAGAGAGCAACAGUAAUAACGACGAUAAAACACCUCUUUCACCUGGAGGACCAAAUGUGUGUCGAUCGCGAACAAGAACCUACUGUUGUCCAGGAUGGCAAAGGCACAAUUUAUUAGGAUUAUGUAUAAUUCCUGUAUGCUCAAGGCCUUGCGGAUCAGGCCAGUGCGUGUCACCAAACACGUGUCUGUGCGAAGGUGGCCACAAAGCUUCGAGUUGCAAACAGAGUUACAAGCAAAUUCAAGGAAGCGAAGGGAGACCUUGUCGUGCCAUUUGUAUGAACGGGGGUUCCUGUGUGGAUGGGAAAUGUGUUUGCGAGGCUGGAUAUACCGGGGAGUUUUGCACGGAACCUAUUUGUUUAGACCCCUGCAAAAAUGGCGGACGUUGUAUUGGCCCCGAUAGAUGUGCUUGUGUGUACGGCUUUUCAGGGAACCACUGUGAAACAGAUUAUAGGACUGGUCCCUGUUACACGGGAUACCGGAGCACCCUGUGCGUUAACCAGCUGGAAGGAGUGGUUUGUACCAAAACCCUUUGCUGUGCUACCGUCGGUAAAGCGUGGGGCCAUCCCUGUGAACACUGCCCCUCUCGGUUAGAGUGCGAGAUAGGAUUCCUGAAAAAUCUGAAGACCGGAGAAUGUGUGGAUAUAAAUGAAUGCGAAGCGAUCCCUCACUUAUGCUCCGGAGGUAGCUGCGUCAACUCCGUGGGAUCUUUCACGUGCGAGUGCCCUCCGGGACAAACUAGGAACCCCGCUACGAAUAGCUGCGAUGACAGGAAUGAGUGUGAGGACGAGGAUAUCUGUCAGAACGGUCAGUGUUAUAAUACCAAAGGUGGUUACUUCUGUUUGUGCCACCCAGGAUUCAUCCAGAGUCAAGAUAAAACGUAUUGCAUAGAUGGUCGGCAGGGUUUGUGUUAUACCGAGCGAACCCACCAAGGAUACUGCACUAACAGCCUGCAGGUCCGCCUCUCGAAGAAGGACUGCUGUUGCGGCUUCAACAUGGGACAGGGGUGGGCGAUGUUCGAAGGAGACGAAUGUAUACGAUGUCCUGAAUUCGGGGAAGACGAACAUCGGAAACUCUGCGAAGCAGCCACCCGUCACAUCAUUCCGGGUGACACGAGCGUCCACAUCACCACCGGAGACAUGAAAGUGGACCAAGUGAGCCACAUCACGGCCGUGAACGAGUGCAUGUUGAGGCCCGACAUCUGCGGAAAGGGACGGUGCAUCGACACCCAGAAAGGGUACGAGUGCGAGUGUGAUUCUGGAUACCGUCUGGGAAAAUCACAUGUGUGUGAAGACAUCGACGAAUGUAGAGAAGGCAAGUGCGUGAACGGCCGAUGCACCAAUACUCCCGGCAGUUACGUCUGCAAGUGCCCGCCCGGCUUCGACGUUUCCCCCGACGGUUCAAUGUGCACCGACCACGAUGAAUGCGCCGAAAUAGGGAUGUGCACCAAUGGCAUCUGCAUCAACAUGGACGGCAGCUACAAGUGCCAGUGCAAGACUGGAUUUAAGCUCUCUGCGACUGGAUUCGCAUGUAUAGAUAUCGACGAAUGCUAUGAGAACCCCCGGAUCUGCCUCAACGGCCGGUGCGAAAACACACCCGGUUCCUACACGUGCGCCUGCCUACCCGGUUUCAUAGAAUCCAACGACCGCACCUUCUGCAGUGACAUGGACGAGUGUACCUCAACAGGCAUGUGCGAACACGGGAAGUGCUUCAACACCGAGGGCUCCUUCCGCUGCGUCUGCGACUCGGGAUAUCGCCUGGGCCCCGACGGGAAGCACUGUGUCGACAUCGACGAGUGCAUCAACAACCCCUGCCAAUUCGGCACCUGCUACAAUACCCUGGGCAGCUUCAGGUGCGAGUGCCAUUCGGGCUUCAGCCUCGGCUCGGACGGAAGGUCCUGUCUCGACACCCGCCGAGACUUAUGUUAUCAGGAAUACCGAAACGGUAUGUGUCUCAACCCGUCCAUGACAGCGGUAACGAAAUCGAGCUGCUGCUGCUGCACCAUCAUCUCCGGGAAGCCGAUGGGUUGGGGCACCAACUGUCAGCCUUGCCCGAUGCCGGGCACGACGGAUUUUGACCAACUAUGCCCGCACGGGCCCGGCUCCACGUUCGACGGCAAUGACAUUAACGAGUGCGCUCAGAAUCCCAACAUAUGCCAGAAUGGCGCCUGCGAGAAUCUGAUCGGGACGUACCGGUGCAUCUGCAAUCCCGGAUUCGAGGCAGAUGACACCCUGAAGAUAUGCACGGACAUCAACGAGUGCGAGGUUGAGGAGUUGGUGUGCAGCGGAGGGCAGUGCCGGAACACCCCCGGCAGUUUUCAGUGCAUCUGUCCCACGGGUACACAGCUGAAUGCGCGUAACUUCGUCUGUGAGGACGUCGACGAGUGCAGGGAGUUGGGACCUGAGGCGUGCUUCAACGGAGAGUGCGUCAACACUCACGGCUCGUAUAAGUGCGAGUGUGAUCCCGGCUCGAUCUUAGACAACACCGGACGGAUCUGUAUAGAUAACAGGAAAGGCACUUGUUGGACGACUUUGAACAGGGGCCGAUGCGAGAACAACCUUCCGCUCCUCAGCCGAAGGUCAGAAUGCUGCUGCUCGGUAGGCGUCGCCUGGGGCUCCCCCUGCGAACGCUGCAACAGAAACGAAUGCGACUGCCCCAAAGGUUACGCCAAGGCCGACGGAAAAACCUGUACUGACAUCAAUGAGUGCGACCUAAACCCCGACAUCUGCCAGGGAGGAGGAACUUGCAUGAAUACAGACGGCAGCUUCACUUGCACCUGCCCCCCGGGUCUAACCCUGGACGAAACUAGAACGAAGUGUUUGGACAUACGACAGGAGCAGUGCUACACCCGGUACAAGCACGGGAAAUGCGUCAAUCCCAUCGACGGGCUCUUCUACAGGAACCUGUGCUGUUGCACGCAGAUCGGCAAGGCUUGGGGCGACAAAUGCGAGCCGUGUCCCAGACCGGGCACAGCCGCCUUCCUAGAGCUGUGUCCGAAAGGGAUGGGGUUCGUGGAUAAAAAGGAUGUCAAUGAGUGUACCGAGUUCCCCGGAAUGUGCCAGAACGGUAGGUGUAAGAAUACCAUUGGCAGCUACAACUGUAAAUGCAAUAAGGGCUACGACUACGACGAGAAUAAAAUAAAGUGCGUGGAUAUUGACGAGUGCAACUUGACGACCGAUAAUGUAUGUGGGAAUGGUGUUUGUAAAAAUAUACCCGGAGACUUCAUUUGUGUGUGUAACGAAGGGUACAGGACUAUGGCACCGAUGCAGAUUUGUAUGGACAUCGAUGAGUGCUUGGAAAUACCCGGUUUGUGUCGGGGAGGACGAUGCAUCAACUUGGAUGGUUCUUUCAAAUGCGAAUGCCCUCCCGGUCACGAACUGGCACCCGACAAGGAAUCCUGCAAGGAUAUCGACGAAUGCUCUAGGUCCAGUGGGAUUUGUUCAAACGGCGUCUGCGAGAACAUGAUGGGGACGUAUCAGUGCAUUUGUAACGAGGGUUAUCAACAAACGGGCCUCAAAUCACACUGUGAAGAUAUCGAUGAGUGCGACGAGGAACCGUGCGACGACAUUUGCUUGAACAUCCCCGGAAGUUACUCUUGCUCUUGUGGCUCCGGUUAUUCCCUCAACUUAGACGGUAGGUCUUGUUCAGAUAUAGAUGAGUGCAAGGAGAACCCGAGGAUAUGUAAUGGCGGAAAAUGCACAAACACCAUGGGUAGCUACAUCUGUCACUGUACCGAAGGACUCUUGGCAGGUCCCGGUGGUACAUCUUGUCUGGAUAUCGACGAGUGCAAGCAAAACCCGAACGUAUGCGGGGCCGGCGAGUGCGUGAACACUCUCGGAUCUUUCCACUGCAGGUGCGAGGAAGGUUAUUCAGUGAAGCCCGAGGGUGGACCGCAGUGCACUGACGAGGAUGAGUGUUACUUGGGAACGUACAACUGCAAUGAGAAUGCCGACUGCAUAAACAAUCCGGGGUCUUACCAGUGUCGCUGCCAAGACGGAUUCACCGGCAACGGAAUAAGUUGCCGGGACAUAAACGAAUGCCUGACCAACAACGGCGGCUGCGACCAGAAUGCCCAGUGCAUAAACAACGACGGCUCCUUCAGAUGCGAGUGCGACUCGGGUUUCAAAGGGGACGGCUACAACUGCGUGGACAUAGACGAAUGCUCCAACGAUCCCUCGCUCUGCGAGAACGGCCAGUGUCUGAACUACCCGGGAUCCUUCCGAUGCGAGUGCGAGAUGGGUUUCAUGCAUCCCAGCGAGGGAAACGACCAGUCCUGUGUCGAUAUAAACGAGUGCGACAUGUUCACUAAUUUGUGCGUUUUCGGAAAAUGCGUCAACACUUUCGGGAUGUUUCUCUGCGAGUGCCACGACGGCUACAAACUCGAUGGUUCCGGCGGGAAUUGCACUGAUUUCGACGAGUGCGAGAGCCCUCAGUCUUGUGUUUACGGGGAAUGCACCAACACCCAAGGCAGCUUCCGCUGCGUUUGCCCUCCGAACCACGAACUGGUCGCUGAAGGAAAUGCCUGUAUAGAUCGUAGAACGUCUCGGUGUUUCUUACAAUACGACGGCCCGGGAAAGUGUUCGGCUCCCAGCGCAGACUAUGUGACAAAAGCUUCUUGUUGCUGCUCCGUCGGCCAAGCCUGGGGUCCGCGGUGCGAGGUAUGCCCUCCCUCCGACGCCCUGGAAUACCAACAGCUUUGCCCGGGAGGCGGAGGAUACAAGCCCAAUGAGAUCACGGUUGUUCUAGAGGACAUAAACGAGUGCGAGGAACACGAUAAUAUCUGUCAGAACGGGCACUGCACCAACACUUUUGGCAGUUUUAUUUGUUCCUGCGAUGACGGGUACAAACUGGACGAGACCGGGUAUAUGUGUGUGGAUGUGAACGAGUGUGUCGAACAUCCUGGGAUAUGUAACGUGGGGGAAUGCGUGAACGAACCCGGCAAGUAUCACUGCGUCUGUCCCGAGGGAUACAUGCCGUUGCCUGGAAGACGUGAAUGUGUGGACAUGAGAAAGGAACCCUGCUACCUGAACUGGAGCAGAUGGCGCUGUUCCACGCCCAUGAGCCAGAACCAAACGAGGAAGGUCUGUUGCUGCUCCAUGGGCCAGGGAUGGGGUGUAGACUGUCAACCGUGUCCUCUAGCAGGCACCAGCGAAUACUACUCCCUGUGCGGCGGCACCGACCCGGGCACCAUAAUCAACCCCUUCACCAACCAGACCGAGAAGAUAAACAUGUGCCAGCUGAUGCCAUCGACAACGUGCAAGCACGGGGUGUGCAGGGACACCCCCGGCAGCUUCGAGUGCCACUGCAACCACGGCUACAUCUACGACGUGAAUUCCCACCAGUGCAUAGACGACAACGAAUGCCUGAGGAACCCGUGCGAAGGCAACGCCCAGUGCAUAAACCUCCCGGGCACGUUCGAGUGCAAGUGCCCCGAGGGUUACAAGUACGGCGCCACUUACAUGGACUGCGUGGACAUCAACGAGUGCGUGGAGAAACCCAACGUUUGCCUAAACGGCGAGUGCAAGAACCUCCAGGGCAGCUUCCAGUGCAUUUGCCACACUGGGUAUCUGCUCACCUCCACCCGCGACAGCUGCAUCGACAUAGACGAGUGCGUGAGGCACCCUAACAUAUGUAAUAACGGUACCUGCAUAAACGUGGACGGUACCUACAAGUGUCGUUGCAAUGACGGGUUUAAGUUGAGCAACGACAACGAUUGCGUGGACGUGGACGAGUGCCACAUGAUGCCGUACCUCUGCAGGAACGGGAGGUGUAAGAACAGUUUGGGGUCGUUCUACUGCGAGUGUGCCACUGGGUAUACUUUGACGGUUGAUAAGCAUAACUGCAGGGACAUAGAUGAGUGCCAGGAGUCAUCAGGCAUCUGCCCGCCGCCAGGAAAAUGCACCAACGUUAUGGGUUCCUACGUGUGCACCUGCCCUGACGGUUACGAACUGAGCUCGAUCACCGGGGUGUGCGAGGACGUGGACGAGUGCGUCGUCAAUCCGGGCAUAUGCGAGUUUGGCACCUGCACCAACACGGACGGGGACGCCUUCUGCACCUGCCCCGACGGCUACAUCCUCGAGCAGCACACCAUGCGGUGCAUAGACGUGAGACAGGAGCAGUGCUUCGACAUUUACAACAGGGGUCAGUGCCUGGAACCCCGCGGAAUGAGCAUGACGGCUAAGGAGUGCUGCUGCUCGAAGGCGCAGGCCUGGGGGAAAUACUGUGAGAGAUGUCCCACGGAAGGUUCGCCUGAUUUCCUGAAGAUGUGUCCCGAGGGCCCAGGUAGGAUGGACACCGGCAGCGACUUGAACGAGUGCGAACUGAUGCCGAACGUGUGCGACGGAGGCGAAUGUAUCAAUACGGACGGCUCGUUCCGCUGCGUCUGUCCGUCCGGAUUCGUCCUGGAUAACACGGGGAAGAAAUGCGUUGAUGACAACGAGUGUGUCAGUACCCCAAACGUUUGCGGAAACGGUACUUGCACGAAUGUUCUUGGUGGUUUCGAGUGUAGCUGCAACGACGGAUGGGCUUCUGGAUCUCUACAAACAUGCGAAGAUGUCAACGAGUGCCACGAAAUAGGCAAUCAAUGUGCGUUUAGGUGUCACAACGUCCCCGGAUCAUUUAGAUGCAUCUGCCCGUACGGCUACGCUUUAGCUCCAGAUGGAAGGCACUGCACGGAUGUCGACGAGUGCAACACCCCGGCGAACAACUGCAAGUUUAUGUGCAAGAACCUGAUCGGCUCGUUUAUGUGCAUCUGUCCGGAAGGGUACUCCCAGAUCGGCCUUUCGGACGACUGUCGAGACAUCGACGAGUGCCUGGAAAAUCCCAACUUGUGUAAUAAUGGACGUUGCGUAAAUUUGCAGGGCUCUUACAGGUGUGACUGCUUUGAAGGAUUCGAACACAGCUCGGAUAGGAAGCGUUGCAUUGAUAGGAGACAGGGUAUGUGCUAUAGACAGCUGAUAAACGGCAGGUGCAGGACCCCGUACAAUGAACUGAAGAAAGCCUCCAAGGCAGACUGUUGCUGCUCUAUGGGAGAAGCCUGGGGGCCUCAGUGCGAACUGUGCCCAGCCAGGUUCUCUCCGCAGUAUCAGGAAUUGUGCUUGGACAGCGGGUUCCUGAUCGACGGACAAGACGUAAAUGAAUGCGAGACUAUUCCCGACCUCUGCCAGAAUGGUCAGUGUAUCAACACCUUGGGAUCGUACAGGUGUAUUUGUAACAAGGGGUACAAGCUGGACAAUUCCGGUUUGUACUGUUUAGACAUCAACGAAUGUCUACACAACGUCUCCCACUGCCAGUACAACUGCCAGAACACCGAGGGAAGUUUCAUCUGUUCGUGUCCUUACGGGUUCCUCCUCAAUCCGGACGGUUUGACUUGCCGCGACUUGGACGAGUGUGCCACGGGACAGCACAUUUGCCAGCAGAAGUGUAUCAAUACCGAGGGAAGCUACAAGUGCGGAUGCGAGGAGGGGUAUAGUCAGAUCGGGGAUCGAUGCCAAGAUAUAAAUGAGUGUGAUGAAGUGGGCAUCUGUCCCAAGCCGGGCAGGUGCGUGAACACACUGGGCAGCUUCAGGUGUAUCUGUCCGAGAGGUUUCAAACUGUCGACGUCGGGAACUUAUUGUUUGGAUUCUGACGAGUGCGAGGACGACUCCAAGUGUACGGAAGGCUGUCAAAACUUAGUGGGAGGGUACAGAUGUGGCUGUCCAGAGGGGUAUGUGCUCCACUACCACUUCAACCAGUGCGUGGACGAGAACGAGUGCCAGAACAACCCUUGCGGCAGCAGUGGCACCUGCUUCAACACCCCGGGAAGUUACCGCUGUGGGUGCCCGGAAGGAUACCAGUUCGAUCACAAACUCAACAUCUGCAUCCAGGUGAGUGCAGGUUGCGCCAGCUCCCCCUGCGCCUUUGGAUGCACCAGCAUGGGCAGCUCCGGUUACACCUGCGGCUGUCCCCAAGGCUACCAACGCAUCGGCCAAGGUCACUGCCUGUCCACCGUCACCCCCGCUUACACCGGGUACGCUCCCGAUAUCGGGGACGUUCCCACAUUCCCCAUCGACGACAGGUAUGGGUCGGCCUCCAACGACAAGCUGAUCACCACCGAGGGGUGCUUCUCGUGCAAGGUUAACGGCAGGCACAGGAGAGCGUCGAAACACUCUCGUCUGGCGCGGACGUCAUACAACGACACCAUAAGUUACAUAUUCAAGAGGAACGCUUUGAGAAGGAGGAUCAGGAGGCACCAUCAUGGUGAGGAGCUGGAGAUCAAGAUCGGCCUCUCGCAGACGAGGCACAGGACGAGGAUAAUAAAGCUGCAGCCGUCUGUUACGAGAGAGAUGUUAUACACGAUAGUGAGGGGUAACGAGAACAACAAGUUCGAACUAGUCAAGAAGCACGGGGUCUGGGCCCUCCACUUCCGUAGGAGGUUGAAAGAGCCUGGCGCCUUCGAUCUGGUGAUCCACGGAAGGCCCGAGGACGCUUCCAGCGCCGAGAACGGGAUCUACGAGAAACCCCUAACCUUGAGAGUACGAAUCGUGGUGACGGAGUAAACUCGAUAGCCGUUCCGACGUUUAGUCUAAUUUGGAGAUCCUUAACGGGAAAAUGAGCAAAAUUCUAACAUUACAAUUUUUUUUAACCAUUGGCGUUUUUUGUGAUAUAAAAUACAUUGCCAUACCGCGAGGAAGCCAUCACUGCCGAAAUUCUCCAAUGUGUUCUCCCUAGGUGGCAGGAUUAUUUUUGUACCGACGGUUCAGCGCUUCGCCGCCGAAGCACGUCUCUUUUUCGUUAUUUAAAUUUAAUUUUCCGACGGAUUGUGUUCAGUAAGAGACGAGGCGGAUCGAAGAACCGUGUUUUUAAUACAAUUUUUUAUAUAGCCCACUAAUAAGAGUAAAAGAUUGUAACGGUUUUCAAGUAUUAUAGAGUUAUUAUCGUAACGGCCAAAUAUGAUUUUACGGAACAUAUAUGGAUAUAUAUAUUUAUGUUUAUUUGUAUAGAUAGGUAUUUAAUUUUAAUUAGUUACCUAAAGU
Messenger RNA from Anoplophora glabripennis (Asian longhorned beetle), 9369 nucleotides. RefSeq names its product fibrillin-2-like. Bases 238 to 8892 code for a protein of 2884 amino acids. Gene Ontology annotation, molecular function: calcium ion binding. The record is from RefSeq and is a predicted model, not a curated record. The transcript has 39 exons. Lineage: Eukaryota; Metazoa; Arthropoda; Insecta; Coleoptera; Cerambycidae.